This is a messenger RNA of Rosa chinensis, 852 nucleotides long. Its product is annotated as transcription factor bHLH52. NCBI's taxonomy places the organism in Eukaryota, Viridiplantae, Streptophyta, Magnoliopsida, Rosales, Rosaceae. The record is from RefSeq and is a predicted model, not a curated record. Gene Ontology annotation, biological process: regulation of DNA-templated transcription. The coding region runs from base 1 to 852 and encodes 283 amino acids. Gene Ontology annotation, molecular function: protein dimerization activity; DNA-binding transcription factor activity. The transcript has 2 exons.
AUGGCCUUGAACUGGGAAGUACCUCAGUUUUUUGACUCAGACAUGACUUGUAUCCAGCAGAAUCUAGAAGCAGAGCUAGUAGGAGACUUCCUUCAAUGUGUUAAUUCAGACUAUUCCAAUCCCCAUAACUUUCUCGAUCCCUGGUAUGACCCCUGUAAUCUUCUUAACCUCGAAAAUCCUGACUUUGAUCAUCUGCUUCCACCUUUUUCUCUCAAACCUGACAUGUUUCCAGUACAAGAUUUCGAACCUUACCCCCAACCGAAACGCCAAAAGUGCUCAAAAGAGUACUAUUGCCGGGAUCUUACACCCACUUUCUCUAAUGGGUUUGCUCCAAAUCCAUGUCCUAGGCCCGAGUUUUUUUCCGGGGCCUUUACUACUCCGGUGCUCAACUUUCAGCAUCCGGAGGUUGUUGAUGGCAAUACCAGAAAAACUAGUGUUGAAAAUGUGGGGAAGAAAGUGGAAGAAAGAAGUGUAUCGCCGCAGAGUAUCGCGGCAAGAGAUAGGAGGAGGAAAAUCACAGAGAAGACUCAAGAGCUAGGGAAGCUUGUUCCUGGAGGAAGCAAGAUGAACACAGCUGAGAUGCUCACUGCCGCUUACAACUAUGUCAAGUUCUUGCAGGCUCAGAUGGGGAUUCUCGAGUUCAUGGGGUCCUUUCAGGAAAUGAAGGCAGAUCAUACACCUACCAAGGAACUACAUGUCGUUGCAUCUCCUACUAUUCAAGAGAAGCUCUAUUUGGAGCACAAGUGCUUGGUCCCAAAGGAGUUCGUAGAGGUAUUAGCAAACCAUUUUGAUGCUGAAUCGAAGCCUUCACUCUCCCACAAGCUCAACCAGCUGCUCAAACCUAGCGGAUGA